Molecule: messenger RNA, 3405 nt
Organism: Acipenser ruthenus (sterlet)
Lineage: Eukaryota; Metazoa; Chordata; Actinopteri; Acipenseriformes; Acipenseridae
Product: protein kinase C and casein kinase substrate in neurons protein 2-like
Exons: 12
Coding region: 214-1734 (506 amino acids)
Biological process (GO): regulation of endocytosis; plasma membrane tubulation; cytoskeleton organization
Cellular component (GO): cytoplasm; plasma membrane; endosome
Molecular function (GO): phospholipid binding; protein binding
Source: RefSeq, a predicted model, not a curated record
AAAAAAGUUUGCACAACUUUUUCUCGUUUGGGAUGUGACGUCAGAGAGUCGCGCCGCUCCCACUGAGUCGUGAGUGAGUGUAGCUGACUGGCAGAGAAGGGGAAAGAAGGAAAUCCAGAAUUUGAGAGGAGACACUUCAGCGAAACAACACUCAUCUGUCAGGAACAUUAUUAAGCUGUUGAACCCUGAACUUGGAGGGAAGAAAUCCUAGCAAUGACAGGCUCUUACGAUGACACUGCUUCUAUUAUGUUCGAGGUUUCCAGUGACAGCUUUUGGGAGAUUGGAAACUAUAAGCGUACAGUAAGACGCAUUGACGAUGGGAACAGGCUGUGUAAUGACCUCAUGAACUGCAUCCAUGAACGAGCACGCAUAGAAAAGUCUUACGCCCAGCAGCUUACAGAGUGGGCUAAACGGUGGAAGCAAAAUACAGAAAAAGGACCGCAGUAUGGGACUUUAGAACGAGCCUGGACUGCCAUAAUGACUGAAGCAGAGAAAGUCAGUGAGCUACACCUGAAAGUGAAAGGGCUGCUAAUGAGUGAAGAUUUUGAGAAGGUCAAAAACUGGCAAAAAGAGGCCUUUCAUAAACAAAUGAUAGGAGGGUUUAAAGAAACAAAGGAAGCUGAAGAUGGAUUUCGAAAGGCUCAGAAACCAUGGGCAAAGAAACUCAAGGAGAUGGACUCUAUUAAGAAAGCCUACCAUGCUGCCUGCAAAGAUGAGAAGCUAGCAAUAUCCAGAGAAAAUGCCAGCAAACUUGAUGCAAACAUGAACCCAGAGACCAUGAAGAAACUACAAGACAGAGUAGAAAAGUCCAACCAGGAAGUUCAGAAGAUAAAGGAAAAAUAUAAAAAAUCACUUGAAGAACUGGAUAAGUGCACUCCUCAGUACAUUGAAAAUAUGGAGCAGGUGUUUGAGCAAUGUCAGCAGUUUGAGGAGAAAAGACUUGGCUUCUUCAGAGAGGUUCUGCUAGAGGUCAAGAAGCAUUUAGACCUGUCAACCAACCCCAGCUAUGUUGGUAUUUAUCAUGACCUGGAACAGACUAUUCAAAUGGCUGAUGCUGAAGAGGACCUGAAAUGGUGGCGAUCUAACAAUGGGCCAGGAAUGGCUAUGAACUGGCCACAGUUUGAGAGUAACGGUCAACCCUUGGCACUGCAGAAUAAAAGAUGGUCAAUUUUAGACUGGUCUGUAGAUCUGAACCGUUCACUCAGUAAAAGAGACAAGAAGAAGCACACAGAUGGUAUAACUCUGACUGGGAUGAACCAGACCUCCGAGCAGGCAGCCCAGGUUUCCAAGCAUAGCAGCAGUUACCUUAGUGUGCCGAAUAGCUCGGUACAAUCCAGUUGUAACCCAUUUGACGAUGAAGCCGAAGAAGAAGCAGUAGUGGAGGAAGAAAAGAACAGCAGUCCUGUCAGUGAAAAAAAGGAGGAAAUUAAAACCAAAAAUAUUAGCAGCUGUGAAAAAAACAAAGACUCGUCUGACGAGGAUUCUACCAACCCUUUCUCUACCGAUACUAACGGCAACAGCAACCCCUUCGAUGAGGAGCCGUCCCCAGGGAUAGAGGUGUCAGUGCGGGCGCUGUACGACUAUGAGGGACAGGAGCAGGAUGAGCUCAGUUUCAAAGCAGGUGAUAGUCUAACCAAAAUGGGAAGUGAGGAUGAACAAGGCUGGUGCAAAGGACGGCUGAGCAGUGGCCAAGUUGGCUUGUACCCAGCGGACUACGUGGAAGAAAUCCAGUAAUAAAAGGAUCAGUUGUAAUAAUAAUAUGCUGCAUUAGUUAGUUCCUGUAAAUCUUCCAGAGAUUCGGAUGAAAAAGUACAUACUUGAUGGUCAUUUUCAACAUGUGAUCUUUGAUAAUAUUUGAGAAGAGCUUGGACAGAAGUACUAAUCAAAGCUAGGUAUUGAAACAAUGCUGAUUUGAAAAUAUUGUUAAAUUGUAAUCCAUCAUCAUCAUCAUCAUCAUAAUAAAGAUGCGUUGUUCAUUAAUGAACCUAGCCUGCAGUCCAAAAGUUGCAGGUCUGUAUUGUGAAAACUGUCUGGAGUCUGAUAGUUGAAUUGAUUUAUAUAUUUUGUAGGCCUUGUACAUAUGAUUUAUAUAGGUAGCAUAUUACCUCUACCUUACACUUUUUUAAAAAUGUUUUUAAAUCUAGCAUGUUACAAAAGACAUGCCUUUUAGCAUUGUGGAUGGUAAUUUACUGCAUAAUUUUGGUUUCAAAAUGAUUAAGUAACCUUUUUAACUGUUACACCUGAACUAAGAAUUUCUUGGAGUUUUUUUUAUUGCUUUCAUUUUUUAGCAUUACAAUAUUAUGCCUAUUUUAUGCUGCACAUGAAUGGGUGUAUAUGUACAUUACAGAGGUUGGUUGUAAAUGUUUGCAGUGCAUGUUGACUUUGCAGCCUUAUGCUUGCUGUGAAGUAUGGAGAAUAAGGUGACUUUUUAUGACCGUGGUCAUCUGUUACUUUAAUUUGUGGUGGAAAUAUCAAGCACAUAGCAGUUUUUUAUUAAUAUUAACACUAGAAACCCCUUAUCGAUCUUGACUUUGUUAUGAUCACCUGGUUUGCAAAUAUUGCAACCCAAUUUUUAAAUUAUAUAGCAAACAAAUGACAGCAAAAAAUGUAUUUCUCUUUUGUAUAAAUCACUUAGGAAUUAAUGAACAAAUAAACUGGCAGAGGGAAGGUAUCCUUGUUGAAUUUUAGAUAUAAAUUGAAGAUUGUUCAUUUAUAAUAGACCUCUGUCUAUUCUGCAAGUGAUUUAUUGCAUUACUUUCUUGAUAUUUAAAAUAAUGUUGUGAUUUCAAAUCAAUUGUACAAUGUAUGAUUAUGGUAAUGUCAAAUAACCAUUUCUCCGUCCUGUAACACAACUGUAUGAUAAUCAAUAAUUCAGGCCACAAAUACAUAUUUCUUUGGCUGGGAAAAAAACAAUAUGGCCUUCUGUUUUAUUUGGGAGAAACAGCAAAUGUAAAUUAUGAAACUAACAAUAGAGUAGCUAUUUAAUUGUAUGUAUAUACAGUAUAUAAAAUCUGAAAAAUAAAUGUAUUGGAUGGUCUUUUGAAGAUGAUGUUUUAAAUAAUAAUGUUUUAAAAAAAAAAAUCCUUAUCCAAAAGUGUUAUGGAAAUGAUACUAGUAUUCACUGAUACUGCACACUUGCACUAUACUCUUCUAAAUUUGUUCUCAUGUCACUACCAAGCUAUGUACAGUACUCAAACUAGGUUAAGGAAGCACACCUCUGUGACCCAAGUAUUUUUUAAUGUAUUUUAUCAUUCUUGCAUGGUCGUUACAUCUGGGAUAAAAUCACAUAUACAGCUUUGUAAGUUUAAUAGCUACUUUACUGCAUUUGAACACUUGUAAUACUGUAUGUUUGACUGCUGUGUCAUCGGGGGAGUAUUCCUAUUAAAUAAGCUGAUUUCUAUACAA